Molecule: messenger RNA, 1206 nt
Organism: Stylonychia lemnae
Lineage: Eukaryota; Ciliophora; Spirotrichea; Sporadotrichida; Oxytrichidae
Source: the annotation of a GenBank genome assembly
AUGUAGAACUUCAAGAUUGAGGAUAUUGCGGUAUGCAAAGUUUAUGUCAAUAUCUAUGGAUUUAACUCUGAAUGGCUGCCCACUGCAUUUUUUCACCAUCUAUCUAUCUCUUACAAUAUAGCCUAGUAUCUAGAAGGCUCUGACUUUUGCAAAAUGUGUGAUGGACCCAAACUUGCUGGAGACUACUUACUCUUUAUUCUAAAAGAGAAGUCAUCAAUGAUGCAAUCAGCAGCAAUAGAUUCAUCUGCUCAAAUCAAGAAACUGAGUUCACUUGCAAAGAUUGCUAACAAGUUCAAACUAGAGGAAUAUGAUGAAGAGUACUCCAUGAUAAACAUUUCUGAGGUUAACGACAAGAAGCUACUUCUGGAGCUUUUCAGACAAUUGGAUAAGCUUUUAGUAAUUAAGAAAUAGAAUUACUAUAAGAAGACUACUAAUAUUCCAUACAAGGAUCAAUUUCCAACAAGAUAUCAAGAAGAAGAAGAAAUGAAAGAAUCAAUCAAUCAGCACGUAUUAGCAAGCAAAUUAGACUUUGAAUUAUCAAGACAAGAGUCUCUCAGCAAGAAAAAAGACUCAUUCUCUGAUAUUAAGUAUAGAAUGCAAUCACAAAAGUCUUUAUCUAUGAUGAAAUCUAAAUAUCAAAAUUCUUCAAUAGAUUACACUCAAACCAAGCAGCCAAAUUUCUAGGAAUGCAAGAAGAAAAAGAAGAAAAAUACUUUUUGGUCAUCAGAUAAUAGUGAAAGCUCAAGCUAAGAAGAAUACAAUGAGAGUUUGAAGAAGACUUAAGCCUAGCAGAGAUAAACAGCUAGAGACAAUUAUUAGAAUAUCUGCUAGAAACAAAUUGAAACUAACAGAGAUGGUAGCCUCAACAAGAAAAGAGACUUGUCAUAAGACCAACAUAAACUUGCUAAACCAGACCAAGAGACUGAGAACUGGAGAAAUGAACAUCAUAUCAAGGUAAUAGAUAAAUUCAAGAAUCAUCUCUUUAAAAAUGAGAGAGAGUUUGAAGAAAAGCUAAUGAAAGAGAUCAAUGCAAAUGGUCCACAGGGGCAGAUCUAGCACCAUUUCACUUCUAGCUACUUGGUAGUUAGAUGCAAAACAUGCAGGUCAUUUCAAGUUUGGUACAAAUAUGAAAAGAAUGGGAAUGAAUAUAUUAACCUCAAAUUUAGCAGAAUAAUAAAACAGCAGCAUGUCAAACCAAUACACUGA